Drosophila innubila is the source of this 1206-nucleotide messenger RNA. RefSeq names its product odorant receptor 1a (gene Or1a). The record is from RefSeq and is a predicted model, not a curated record. The coding region runs from base 1 to 1206 and encodes 401 amino acids. Gene Ontology annotation, molecular function: odorant binding; olfactory receptor activity. Gene Ontology annotation, cellular component: plasma membrane. NCBI's taxonomy places the organism in Eukaryota, Metazoa, Arthropoda, Insecta, Diptera, Drosophilidae. The transcript has 3 exons. Gene Ontology annotation, biological process: sensory perception of smell; detection of chemical stimulus involved in sensory perception of smell.
AUGUUCAAGCUGCUUGAUAGUUUGUUAGUUGAUUUGUGGACACAGCGUUUCACCUUUGGCCUGAUGGGUCUGGAGCUGAAACCUCCAUCGCCUGGAGGAAGAUGUCAAGUGCUACGCUCGCCCUUCAUCUACAUUGUUAUGGUGCUUGCCACCAGUUUUGAAUUGUACACCGUUUGCACAUUUAUCGUGCAACAUUCGAGUGAUAUUGUGCUCUGCUCGGAGGCUUUAAUGCAUGGCAUUCAGAUGAUUUCCUCGCUACUUAAGAUGAGCAUAUUUCUAUGGAAGUGUCAGGAGUUAGUGGUGUUAAUUGCCGACAUUCAGCAGCCUUUUCAGCAACUGAAAAUCGAUCCAGCAGAGCUUCAAUUGUGGCAACAGCACAGUCGUCGUGGUCAACUGCUCUCGGGGAUCUACACAGUAAUGUGUGCCGGCACCAGCAUCUCUUUCCUGCUGGUGCCGCUUGCUCUGACCUUACAGCGGUAUCAGGCAACUGGACUUUUUCUACCGGUCAGUUCCUUCCGAGUCGUUCUGCCAUAUGACGUAACCCAUCCUGAGAUAUACUUCCUGGACUGUUGCCUCAUGGUCUUCGUGCUGACCUUCUUCUGCUGCUCGACGAGUGGCGUGGAUACACUCUAUGGCUGGUUCGUCUUUGGACUGACCGCCCAUUAUCGUCGGCUCGGUUUGAAGCUUCAAGGAGUCUUACAGCAGUCGUGCCCCACGGACAACUGGCCUUUGACGUUGCAACUUGAUCAGCUGUUUGAGGAUCAUGCACAGCUGUUGCAACUUGUGAAGCGCUUUGAGUUGGCCUUCAGAGAGAUCGCCUGUGUUGAGGUGCUGCUCAUCUGUGUGCUUUACUGCUCGGUGAUCUGUCAAUACAUCAUGCCACACACCAAUCAGAACUUUGCCUUUCUCGGCUUCUUCACAAUGGUCGUCAGCACGCAGUUGUGCAUUUAUGGCAUUGGAGCGGAGCAGGUGCGUCACGAGAACGAACAGUUUGCCCAUCAGCUCUAUCAGCUGUUGCCCUGGCAUCAAUUGACGCCACGUCAGCGUCGGCUGCUGUUGUUGCCCCUGCAACGUGCCCACAAGCAAACUCAACUGGGCGCCUACUUUUUUGUGCUCGGUCAUCCUUUGCUGGUGUGGAUCUUUCGCACGGCGGGCUCUUUUACAGCUCUGCUGAACGCUUUGCGAACGAAGAACGACAAGACUUAA